Molecule: messenger RNA, 3072 nt
Organism: Electrophorus electricus (electric eel)
Lineage: Eukaryota; Metazoa; Chordata; Actinopteri; Gymnotiformes; Gymnotidae
Gene: ldlrad4b
Product: low density lipoprotein receptor class A domain containing 4b
Biological process (GO): negative regulation of transforming growth factor beta receptor signaling pathway
Cellular component (GO): early endosome membrane; Golgi membrane
Molecular function (GO): R-SMAD binding
Source: RefSeq, a predicted model, not a curated record
UAGUGAAAUCCAGGUCAUCGCUCCUGGACCAUCACAAGCCAGCAGGCGCAGAUACCGUCCUCAUCGCGGACGCAAACACUAUUAUUUUUGUGCUAGUUUGUGAUUACUCUUUUAAGAGUGCCAGUGUUCCACACCUCCCCCACUGAGCGCGGAGUGUGUGUGUGUGUGUGUGUGUACCUCUGCAGGCUAAGGGAGGAGUCGUGCUGGCGUCUGGAGCGCUGCGGAGCAGAGCCCAUUCCCCUGGGAACAGCAGCCACUCCACACCUGCCUCCGCUGCACCUGCCUAGGCGUGCGCGUCUACCUGGCUGGAUCUCUUUCUCUCUCUCUCAGCCAUGACCGACUUGCUCUGGCUGGGGGGAUAACGGUGUUAAUUGGAGGACAGCGCCAGUUCUCCACCCCUCCCUCUCCCCCACCCGGGUGACCCUGUGACCCGUUGUCUCUCGGGCCCCCCCCGCACCCCCGCCCGCCUCUCCACACGCUCCGUCACUCAUGAGCAGGCCGGUGGCGGGGACGUAGCCCGAGACAGAGCGCCAUGGACCCCUGAGGCCAUGACGGGAGCGCGGCGGCUGCGUGGUCCCUAGCAGUCCUCACUGGACCGGAGCGCUUAACGACGGACACGGGCUUGAGGAGCAGCAUGCAGGAGGCUGACCUACCAGCCACGAAUGCCUUCACAGAGUGCAAGUUCCUCUGCACCAACGGUCGGUGUCUGGACGUCGGCUCACUGGUCUGCGAUCAGGUCAACCACUGCGGCGACAACAGUGACGAGGAGAACUGCCCCGCAUCCACACAGCACACUCCGCCCGCUGCCUUCUACUCUGAACUGGAAUUUGUGCAGAUAAUAAUCCUAAUCGUGGUGAUGAUGGUGAUGGUGGUGGUGAUUGUCUGUCUUCUGAACCACUACAAGCUGUCCACGUGGUCCUUCAUGAGCAGGCCGGGCCGCGCUCCGAGGCACGAGCGCCCGCUGCAGUCGGAGGGGUGUUUUUGGCCAUCUGAUAGUGGCUCCAGACAAGGAGCUUGUGAGGUGGCGUACGCGCCGCAGCCCCGCGAGCGCUUCGGCGCGCCCGGCUUCACGCAGCGCGAACGCUUCGGCCGCUUCCAGCCCACCUACCCUUACCUGCAGCACCAGAUCGACCUGCCACCAACCAUCUCGCUGUCGGACGGUGAGGAGCCGCCACCCUACCAGGGCCCCUGCACGCUGCAGCUGCGCGACCCCGAGCAGCAGCUGGAGCUCAACCGCGAGUCGGUGCGCGCGCCGCCCAACCGCACCGUCUUCGACAGUGACCUCGCCGGCGGGCGCGGCCCCGGCCCCGGCGGCGGGCCGCGGCCGCCCAGCAGCAACUCGGGCGUGAGCGCGGCCGGCUCCGGCGCCCGCGGCCGCAUGGAGGGGCCGCCGCCGGCGUACAGUGAGGUCAUGGCCCACUGCCCCGGCACCGUGUUCCUCCUUCACCAGCACAGCAAUAACCAGUCCUGCACCGGACUCAGCGCGCGGACCCCACCCGGGGGCAGGACCGGCCCGGGCUGCCUGGAAAGCACAAUAGUCCUGGGCGAGGCCAAGAACACGCGGCGAGGGGAGCUAGUGUGAGGUACGGGGAGGGGGGCGGGGCUGCCAACUGCACCCUCCCCUUUUGCCAACCGCACAGGGGUGUGGCCACCUCCCUGCACAAAAAACAACAACAAAAAAAGCAUCGCUCUUCACCACAAAAGCUAAGCCACAUUAUAAAGAGUAUCCCAGUGGAGCUGAUCUUGCAGAACCGAACAUUUCUGUUUCUACAGAAGAAAAAAGACGAUAGAGCUUUGUAGCGCCGUUUUGUACUCGUGCAUUAUGUUCAAAUGAGAAGAAACGAUACUAGCACAUAAACUUAUUUUUUCCCCUUUUUCUUUUCUGUUGUGUGUUUUUGUUUGUUUGUUUGUUUUCAUCGUGCACCCUGCAAAAUACCAACACAUCCGACAUGUAUACAGUGGAUCUUGGAGUCGAGGAUGAUUUUUCUAAGACCGGGAUCUGUGCACAAUUUCUUUCUUUCCUUUUUGUUAGUAUUUUAUUUACUCAUAGAAAUCCAAAUCAUAGUGCCAAGGGUUUUUGUGUGUGUGUGUGUGGGGAUUCAAAUCAAUUCGAUUUGACGCGCACUCAAAUCAAAACACACAGAAGUUGCACUACUUUUACCGCGGGAAACAGAAGGAGAGAUUAUUCUGUUGUUGGGUUGCUGCAUUUUUAGAGUUUGAACAGGAGCUCCACGGUCCGCGUGUGGGAGCGGCGGGGUUUUGCCCUGACCUCUGUGCACAGCAGUAACUCAGAUCCAGCCUAAAAGUCCUCCAGAAUCAACUCCCCCACCCCGAAGACUUUGACAUGUUUCACGUCCCUCCAGAUUCCUGAAGGUCAGGAGGAUGCCUGCCGAAUGUUUUCCGUAAUACCGUCGCUGUACUAACAAAAAUACUACAGUCAAUUUUAUUGUGAGGUUGUCGUCUUUUGUUUUGUUUUUGUUUUGUUUUGUUUUUUCUUUUCUUAGAGAAGGUCCAAAAGACUUUUUCACUCGUAGCAGACUUCAAAUUGUUUUGAUCCUCUCUUUAUAUUAUAGGCUUAAAUCAUACAGAAGAUAGGAAGAUCCGGUAUUUUGUGAGCAGGGUUACGGUUUCUUAAAGAUGAGUGCUUUUUAAAAAGUAGAGCUCGCAAUCAUGGUUCGAGGUGCGAUCCCUACAGCGCCCGGGCCGCGAGGACGAGCCAAAACGCCAUGCAUUCAUCACCACAACCUUUUUGAUAUAUGCGUGAGCUUUGAUCCUACGCUGCUCUGCUUGGACAGAAGCUUCUCCCGGCUUUUGCUUCCUUGAAACGGCUACUGCUGCCCAUUUGAUGCACGCCUUCACUUUCAGACCUCUCUCAUCGUAGACCACCAUCUGUAGAAAUCCAUUUCGUUAAAUGGUAUUGUAGUAACUUAGGAGCGGAAUGGCCAAAAAAAAAAACAAACCCUAAAGAAAACAGACCACAUAAUGCAUGCUAGUGUGCCGUAUCCGACUCCUUGAUAGUAUAAUCAGGGUUAAAGACAUGGUGAAGGGCUAUUGUGAGGGUUGUUUAUUUGU